Molecule: messenger RNA, 4177 nt
Organism: Oryza brachyantha (malo sina)
Lineage: Eukaryota; Viridiplantae; Streptophyta; Magnoliopsida; Poales; Poaceae
Product: putative acyl-activating enzyme 19
Exons: 18
Coding region: 70-3549 (1159 amino acids)
Biological process (GO): amino acid activation for nonribosomal peptide biosynthetic process
Molecular function (GO): protein binding
Source: RefSeq, a predicted model, not a curated record
GAAGGCGUAUUUUAGGCUUCUUCCCUAUCCUGCCCUGGAAGGCGAGAGAACCUCGCAGACAGCGCCGGAAUGGCGGUCGAGGCGGCGGCGGCGGCGGUGGUGCCGGGGAUGGAGGAGCCGUGCUGCAUCUCCCACGCGUUCGACCGCGCAGUCCGCCAGAAGCCUACCCGCGUCGCCAUCAUCCAUGCGGCCUCCUCCGGCUCCGACAGCGACCGGCGCUUCACCUGCGCCGACCUCCUCGCCGCCGUCUCCACCCUCUCCCGCCGCAUCGCCGCGGAGCUCCGCUCGUCUGCAUCCCGCCACCGCGAUGAAUCGCCUGACUGCUCGGAGUCGGAUCGCCCCACAAAAGCGCCUAGGAUCGUGGGGGUUUACGCCUCGCCUUCGGUCGAGUACAUCGCCGCCGUCCUCGCCGUGCUCAGAUGUGGGGAGGCGUUUCUGCCACUGGACCCGUCGUGGCCGGAGGAGAGGAUUCGAUGGGCUACCUCGGUGUCGAACGCGGCGCUGGUCGUAUCAGCAGGGGGUUUGGGAGCAGCUCAUGUGUUUGCGAGCAGCGCAUUUUCUGUUAUUCGCAUGGACGGUGACCUAUGGCAAGGGUCUGAGGAUGGAAAGGAUGUGAUUGGUCGAGAGGAGCUUGCUUGGCCCUGCGAGUGCGAUAGACCGAGGGAUUUCUGCUACGUGAUGUUCACUUCUGGUUCCACUGGGAAACCCAAGGGUGUUUGCGGAACUGAGAGAGGUCUUCUGAACCGCUUUUCGUGGAUGCAAAGAUGGAAACCUUUAUGUUCAGAUGAUGUGUUAUUGUUUAAGACAUCUGUCAGCUUUGUAGACCAUCUGCAGGAGUUCCUUUCUGCUAUGUUGACUUGUACAACACUUGUCAUUCCUCCUCCCAAUGAUUGGAGAGCUAAUCCCGCAUUCUUGGCCAACUUGAUUAAGGCAUAUGGUAUAUCAAGGAUGACUUUGGUCCCAUCAUUGAUGGAGAUAAUACUACCUACCCUGGAGAAAAAUCUUUCAUGGACACAUAAUCCUCUUAAGAUUCUAAUUUUUAGUGGGGAGAUUCUGUCCAUAUUUUUGUGGAGGAGAGUGCACAGGAUUCUGCCAGAGACUACUAUUGUCAAUCUGUAUGGGAUGACAGAGGUUUCUGGUGACUGUACAUUCUUUGAUUGUACGGAUCUGCCUGCAAUUUUAAAGAGAGAAGAAUUAACUAGUGUACCAAUUGGAUUUCCUAUUUCAAACUGUGAAGUUUGUAUUGCAACCGAUGCCAGGAUAGCAGAUGAGGGAGAAAUGCAUGUCAGUGGAGCAUGUUUAUUUGCUGGAUAUUUAGAAGAGUCAAUGAUGACUAAUCACUCUCAAGGCAGUGGAAGUUCAACAUACUACAGAACUGGUGACUUUGCUCGGCGCUUAAAGAGCGGUGAAUUUAUUUUCCUUGGGAGAAAGGACCGUACUGUAAAACUUUAUGGGCAGCGUUUUUCACUGCAUGAAGUAGAAUCUACCUUAAAGGAACAUCCUGCUGUCAGUGCUGCUGCUGUUACUUUUCAAAAUAAUGGAAAUAAUGGAUCUGUGGAUUUUAGGGCCUACCUGGUGCUUAAGAAUAGCGCUGCAUCUGCAGAAGACUGUCAGCAGCGUAAGAAACACAAAUCUUCUCAAGUAAUCAUGCCAUCAAUGCGAAGUUGGCUUGUAAUGAAGCUUUCACCGGCCAUGAUACCAAGGUUUUUCCAUCCCGUGGAAUCAUUACCUUUGACUUCUUCAGGAAAGAUUGAUUACUUGAAGCUGUCCAGCUUGAAUUGUGCAUCGGAGUCCCAUGAAAUUGAAACUGAAAGAAAUACAGUUAAUCCACAUUUGCAACUUAUCAAAGAGGCAUUUUGUGAUGCCUUACUUGUUGAUGAAGUUUCUGAUUUUGAUGAUUUCUUUACCUUGGGUGGUAAUUCAAUUUCUGCUGCGCAUGUAGCCCACAAGUUGGAGAUUGAUAUGAGGGUGCUUUAUAUAUAUUCGACCCCUUCUAAACUCUUGGACGCUUUAUUUAUGAAGCACGGUUGUUUACUUUCUUCUGGUCAUGAGCCUCGCCCUAAGAAGGGAUUGGACACAUCUUCCAGCAUACCAAGCUCAUUUAAUCCAAUUUCUACAAGUGUGAAUGAUAGCUUUCCUGAAGGCAAAUCACACUUAAAUGGAGAUGGAGAGUGUGCACACGAUAAAAUUACAGGGAAUUUUGCAAAUGAAGUAGAUGACCAGCUUAACAAAAAUAUGCCUUUAUCUAAUGAUAGAUACCAGAUGAAACCCCCCAAAUCUCCUGUGUUGGAUAAAUGCUCAAAUGACAGAAACUGUCUUGAUGACAGUCCAUGGAUCUUGAAUUUUCAUUUACAAAAGAAGUGGUCCCUUGGACGUUGCAAUAGAUUUAUGCAUGGAUAUGAAGGUAAGCUGCAACUUGAAGAUGUUUGCGCAUAUGUUCCCUACAGUGAAAGAGGUUAUCUUCAGGCAAUUUGGAACAUUCCUCUCGGUUCAUGUGUUGAUGCAUCACCUUUGCUUGUCUCCAAUGAUGGGAUGCUGAAUAUAUUUAUUGGUUCCCAUUCACAUUCAUUUCUCUGCAUUGAUGGCUGUAGUGGUUCUGUGAGGUGGUGUGUCAAACUGGAAGGACGUAUAGAGUGUUCCGCCACUAUAACUGGCGACUUUUCAGAGGUUGUAGUUGGAUGUUAUAAAGGGAAAAUUUACUUCCUUGAUAUGUUGACUGGAAAACUAGCUUGGACCAUUCAGACUGAUGGAGAGGUAAAAAUGCAACCAGUUGUGGACAGGAUAAGGAACUUAAUAUGGUGUGGCUCUUACGACCACCAUUUAUAUGCGUUAAAUUACAAAGAUCGCUGUUGCGCUUACAAAAUUUCUUGUGGUGGAAGCAUUUAUGGUUCUCCUGCUAUAGACAUGACACACAACGUGAUAUAUGUUGCGUCUACAAGUGGUCUUGUGACCGCCAUAUCACUUGAGGUAUCAUCAUUCAGAAUAAUUUGGCAAUAUGAAGCUGGGGCACCUAUUUUCGGCUCUAUUGCCAUACAUCAUCAGAGUGGAAACGUUAUCUGCUGCCUGGUGAAUGGUCUGGUGAUCGCAUUGAACUCACAUGGCUCUGUCGCUUGGAAGGCAACUGUUGGUGGCCCUAUAUUUGCUGGUGCAUGUUUGUCAUCUGGCCUUCCUUCUCAGGUGUUGAUACCUUCCCGUGAUGGAAGGUUAUAUUCUUUUGAUACUACAUCUGGUGCUCUUCUUUGGGAAUAUGAAGUUGGAGAUCCUAUCACUGCAUCUGCUUUUGUCGAUGAAGUGUUAACAUCAACCUCAUCUGGAUCAUCUGAAAGAUUCGCUUGUAUCUGCACGAGUUCAGGAAGGGUCCAUGUCAUUAGGAUUAGAGUUGAUGCUAAGCAAGAGAAAGUUAACGGAAGUGUUUGUAGUGACUUGGUGCAAGGAAUCGCUGCCAUCGAUCUUCCAGGGGACAUAUUUUCAUCGCCCUUGAUGGUUGGUGGACGUAUCUUUGUUGGAUGCAGAGAUGGUCAACUACACUGUCUCACGAUCAGCUCAUAGCUUCAAGCCGCUUAACUGGAGGGAAGAUAAUUUACCUCACAUUUCUAUACCGAGAGCUCAGCAUCAUAUCCAUGAUCCACCCUGCUAUGGUUACACACAAGAACCCUUUUACCGUCUGGAGCUGCUGGUCUACAAAGGUUAUAUUCCUAUGCUGCAAACGAAAAACGAAGAUGUAUAUAGUAGUACUGGUAAGGUGCUAGUUUUUGAACGUAAAGAGUUCAACUAUACAACAUCAGCAUGCAACCUUUUCCAUUACUCCGCAGGGCUAUCAAGCACUGCCGUGCUUCAGCUAUGCAUCCUUGUGGUUGUGAUUUGACCAAACAAACUACACAUUCCAGUGGGGGUCUUCUUCAGCUUUGCCUUUACCUCUGCUGUAUGGACAGUGUGGUACUACAAUAGCCUGGACGUUCUGCAGUAUGCCGAUUCGUCGAUGUAAUUCACUGUAAGCAGGCCAAUGGUCUAGCCGUGGGCCUCUGUUUCAAGUAGUUCUUUACAUGGUGGUAGGCAUGUGCAUCAGGGAUUUUUCCAGUCGGUGGUUUGAAUAUAUAAUUCAUAUUUAAGUUCAAAACUCAAAAUCCCCCUGAAGCAUCAAUCUAUGCUUUUAAACAACUCCAAUCGUUUAACCUAC